Prunus armeniaca (apricot) is the source of this 546-nucleotide messenger RNA. The record is from the annotation of a GenBank genome assembly. NCBI's taxonomy places the organism in Eukaryota, Viridiplantae, Streptophyta, Magnoliopsida, Rosales, Rosaceae.
AUGAGUUUUGGGCGACGUUCGCAGAGUCUUACGCUUAUACCAUUAGAUCCAGAGAUCGAGCGAACGCUUCACAAGCUUAACAAACUCAAAAGGGGGAAGGACGUAAUAUUGGAAAAGCCAUCACCUAUGGCUGAGGAACCGAAACCAGUAAGGGACUAUGAUGUCCCAUCUGUGGUGGCAUCACCAUCGAGCAUUCGUCAUCGAACCAUUGAUGCCAAUAAUUUUGAAAUCAGACUAGCCAUAAUUUCAAUGAUUCAUCAAUCCUCCAUCUUUUGUGGUUUACCUCAAGAAGACCCUAAUAGCCAUAUCUCUAAUUUCUUGGAGUUAUGUGACACAUUUAAGUGCAAUGGAGCUACCAAUGAUGUUGUUCACUUAAGGAUUUUUCCUUUCUCAUUAAAGGAAAAGGCAAAGUCAUGGUUAAAUUGUCAACCACCUAAUUCGACUAGUACAUGGGACGACUUGGCCAAGAAAUUUUUAGCUAAAUUCGUUCCUCCUGCAAAGACUGCGAAACUCAGGAAUGACAUGGAGCCUUUUUAUGAAGCAUGA